Molecule: messenger RNA, 1194 nt
Organism: Sesamum indicum (sesame)
Lineage: Eukaryota; Viridiplantae; Streptophyta; Magnoliopsida; Lamiales; Pedaliaceae
Source: RefSeq, a predicted model, not a curated record
AUGCAGAAAAGCUUCGAACAGGCCUUGGAAUCCCUUACCACUCCUGUUUCCUGCGUAAUUUCUGACGGGUUUCUCGGGUGGACUCUAAAAUCUGCUAAAAAAUUUGGUGUUCCGAGGUUUGUUUUCUUCGGGACGGGCAAUUUUUCAUUUACUAUGUACCAGAUCUUAGGCACGGAAAGGCCUCAUGCAGGCACGAAUUUGCUGGAUGAGCCCUUUCCCAUGCCUGAUUUUCCAGGGCUGAAGCUGACAAGAAAUGACUUCGACCCACCGUAUAAUGAUAUGGAGCCGUCGGGCCCGUAUGUGGAGUUCCUGGCGGAGCAGAUGGCUGCGGCGGCGAUGAGCGACGGGAUAAUCGUGAACAGCUUCUACGAGUUGGAACAAUGUUACGCUGAUUAUUGGAACAAUAAAUAUCGCCCAAAAGCUCUUUGUGUUGGCCCACUCUGCAUGGCGGCGUCGCCGCCGUCACAGGCCCUGGCAAAUCCAAGUUAUACACAAUUCCUGGACGAAAAUUUGGCUGCUGGUGAACCUGUUUUGUACGUUGCUUUUGGGACUCAAGCAGAAGUGUCAGCGGAGCAAUUGCAAGAAAUCGCAGCGGGAUUGGAACAAUCUCAGGUGAGUUUCUUGUGGACUUUGAAGCCCAAAGGGUUGGGAUUCUUGCAGAAAUUUGAAGAGAGGGUGAAUAGUAGAGGAAUCGUGGUGAAAGACUGGGUUGAUCAGCAACAAAUCCUCCGCCACGAGGGAGUAAAAGGGUUUCUGAGCCACUGCGGAUGGAACUCAGUGAUGGAGAGCAUCUUCGCCGGCGUUCCCAUUCUUGCUUUGCCUUUCAUGGCGGAGCAGCAUAUGAAUGCAAGAUUUGUGGCAGAGGAAGCUGGCGUGGGGCUGAGGAUCGUGCCGAGGAGCGGAUCCGUCCGGGGAUUUGUGGCUGCGGAGGAGGUGGAGAGAAAGGUGAGAGAGCUGAUGAUGGGCGUUGAGAAGGGAGCGGAGGUGCGGAAGAAGGUGGCGGAGUACCGCGACGCUGCGUGCGACGCCGUGAAAGAAGGCGGUUCAUCCACUCGCACGUUGGAUAUGCUGAUUGAUGAGGUUGCCCGGAAAAGACAGACAUUUUCCUCUGGCGGGCGUGCAGUGUGUUGUCCUGACGGGCAACGUUUGGACUCUGAUCACAAUAGGCAACAGGCAUAGUUUUAGACUAGAAAG